CGCCUCCACGUUUGCGCCUGAGCCAUGACCUAACUUGCGCCACUCCGCUACGACCAAUCUCCGCCCCGCCGUCGUGUAUGCUUGCCACUUCAAUUGCAACGCUCGUGCCUCGCCAUGCCCGUCUGGCCGUUCGGGCGACGGAAGGGCCGCCGUUCUCGUCUCAACCCCGAGGGUCCUGUCGCCGUUGAAGCCAAGACCGCCAACAUCCUUGACCGUCGUUCUAGUCGGCGAUCCAGACGACGCAGCAUUAGAAGAGACUCCACAAAUCGCACCGGCUCUGCGUCACGUCAGUCCCUCACUAAUAAGGGGAGAGACAUGGGUCCUUCGUCGACCGCGAAGCCCAGACACUGCGCCGACGACAUAACCCCUCUACCUGCGACGCUCACCUCGGGCACUAGCCCGCACCUGCGACCGACCACGCGAGAGCAUGCCGAUUCUCCCAUCACCGCCCAUCCAGACAUGCUCCCAAACCAAUCCCACACCAGCCUGUACAUGGCAAAGGAGCGAGGCAAGCUCCAGAAACGCCGAUCGGAGGAUGGUCCUCCGCGAACAAUGUCCACCAAACGCAGCAGAAAAGACCCCAUCAGGGAGGAGGAAAUCCGCCAGAUGAGCGCUCCCGUCCCCGUCAAGCGCAGCGCCGACAACUCCGGCUCCAUGACGAGGCGCGACAGCAAAAAGGCUCGCAAGGGCCUGCACAGGCACUUCGACCGCCCGACCUCCGACCUGUCGCUGCCCACCAACAACUCGCUGCGCUCCUCGCUCUCCGGCGGCAGCGGCUCCGACUACGCCUCGUUCAAGGUCAGCUCGCUCGACGUCUUCGCCCCGCGACCCACCAUCCGCUACUCGGGCAGCCCCCCCUUCUACCAAAACCCCGUCGAUCGCGCCCAGAAUGACUCGAGGGCCGAUUCGCGCAGGAAAUCGCCCAUCAGCAAGGAAACGCUCAAGGAGAGCAAAACCAUCGACGACCUGGCCGAUGACAUGGACUCGGGGACCCUGAGGGAAUUGAUGGAGCGCGACGCAAGGAGGAAAGAGAGGAAACGACAGGCAGACGAGGAACGUCUGCGUCGCAAACUGGAACGGAGGGCAGAGAAGCAGCGCCAAAAAGAGCAGACACGUGAUAGCGAUGCUGCCACAAGAGCUGGCAAGGAACUCAACGCCGCGUUGGGUCUUGCUAUUGAGAAUGGCAAACCUGUCAAGGGCAAAGAGAGUACAGUGGAGCGUGGCACAGAGAACACGGGCACUUACCUCGAUUACCCGGCUGACAGCCAUAUCCCGAAGAUUCCGUCUGAGGGUCAGGCUGGCACGUCUUAUUCUCCCGUCCCCCAGACUCCAACUGAGGAUGCAGUCAUCGAAGACGCGCAUGCCAUCCGCUACUCCCGCCCCAACAUGUCGCCGCCGCAUUCGCCCGCCCACCAACAUGCCAGAGGAUCGUCAAACGUGUCAGAGCUGCCCGAGCUCACCCACGAGGUUACACCGACCGCCUCUGAGAACCCAUCCGCAAUUACCCGCAGCUCUUCGUUCAACAGAAGGAGCUCUGACGUCAGCAGCAGCAGACGCGGAGGAUGGUGGUCUGCUUUCAGGCGCCGCCCGUCGGCCCUCAAGAGGAGGUCAAUGGACCAAGGAACCGCCGUCACUGCUCCUUCGGAGGUCUCUUUCUCCAACACCUCCCGUGAAUCGAUGGGUAGGCAACCGCUGCCUCCCCACCUUGUGCAACAGCCCGGUCGGAAGAGAUCUGGUACUCCUGUCCGUACGCAAUCGAAGUUCCGCGAGGAACUUCCUGAGCGCCACGACAGGACUCCUCUGUCGCCGCCAGAUUCGAGGGUACAAUCGCCGGAGUUUGCGGGCUCGACCCACAAUACCGUUCGUCCUGGUCAAAAUCUUCGCAUUGAACCCGGAGCUGCCAACGCUGGUGCCGCCCUCGAUGACACUCCCGGUAAAAUCCGCACGGAUUCACCAGUCAGCCCUGGUGCUCGCACAUCUGCGGUCGUGCCCGCCUCUCUCGCAUCGGUCGAUUCUGAAGCCUCAUGGCUCUCCGGCAAGCCAAUGAAGCGUGCUUCUAACCCUGCUUACUGGCGCACCAGCUUCGGCUCUGCGUCCACGCGCAGGCCCCGUGAAGAUUUCACCGCGUCGUACGAGGAACUUGGUAUCCCUGAUGAUGAGUAUUUUCGCCGCCUCACCCCUGGUCCUGAAGGUCCUAUGCAUUCAACCUCGCGCAAGCCAAGCAGCGAUGCUCUGGCUGCCGACGCCGACGCUGGUGCCGAGGAUACCGAGAUUACGCCGGAGAGCGAACAACCCGAAGAAGCCGUCUUUCGCAACGAUGCCGCACACAGGCCCACCGUCGUGCACCGCCAGGAACGCGCCAAAUCCCAGGAAGGCCUUCUCAGCUACUGGGCAGAGGAGGCAGCAGAGGCUGAGCCAACUAGCGCGGGUGCCGAGGACGCAAUGGAGGGUGUUGAGCCAGCGACGCCGGUAGAAGUGGGCUCCAUCCAGGAUCUGCCAAGCGAAGAAGACAGCCCCGAGAUCAAGCGCGCAUCGAGCGUGAACAUAAAGAACCAAGUAAAACGCUUCAGCGCCAGCAGCGCAAAGUUGCUGGACAUCAGCAGAAGCGGUUCUCUCAGAAGCAACUCAUUCGACCCGACCCGGACAGGCAGCAUGCCUCCCGUCGAGUCACCAGCUGAGUAAGAUUUGCAGUAACUGUGUGACACGCAGGUGCCGUGAAUGAUUGCCAUCCAGCCAACAGCCAGUCGAAAUGUCGUCGAAGUCGGACAUGCCGCUCUCUCUGCUCUCCUUUGUGCUUUGUCGCUCAUUACCCAUCUCGAGAGAUGUCUAACACUGACCGAAGUCGCUCAUUUUGCAUUUCCUUAUAAUUUCCUGUCUCGCGGAGCAAUAUCCGUGUAAGACAAACACAGAAUCCUGAAAAACAAACAAACACGUUUUGUCUGACUCUAUCGACAUACCAUUGGCCUGGCUGGCUGGCAUUCCUCACGCACCGCAUCACAACACUCCGCUGCAAAGCCGUUUUCGGCGUAUCUGCUUCUACUUCGUUUAUUUCGGGCAUCGAGCUGGCUAGAUCCGGACCCUCUAUUUGCACAUAUUCUGGCUUCUUUUAAAAAGACUUUUUGUGGCAU
This is a messenger RNA of Aplosporella prunicola CBS 121167, 3128 nucleotides long. RefSeq lists its product as uncharacterized. NCBI's taxonomy places the organism in Eukaryota, Fungi, Ascomycota, Dothideomycetes, Botryosphaeriales, Aplosporellaceae. Bases 115 to 2682 code for a protein of 855 amino acids. The transcript has a single exon. The record is from RefSeq and is a predicted model, not a curated record.